AACAAGUGUGUGCGGGCCCCGGGGUUAGAGAAAAGCUAUGAAGGCUUACACUUCAUAUUUCAUUCUCCUGUGGAGUGCUGUUGGGAUAGUGAAGGCUGCCAAAAUCAUCAUCGUGCCGCCAAUUAUGUUCGAAAGCCAUAUGUACAUUUUCAAGACGCUGGCCUCAGCCUUGCAUGAGAGAGGCCACAAUACAGUGUUCCUCCUCUCAGAAGGCAGAGACAUCACCCCAUCUAAUCACUACAGCCUCCAGCGCUACCCAGGGCUCUUUAACAGUACCACCUCGGAUGCUUUCCUGCAGUCCAAAAUGCGGAAUAUUUUCUCUGGGAGAUCGACAGCAGUCGAACUGUUUGAUAUACUGGAUCACUAUUCUGAGAACUGUGACAUGAUAGUUGGCAACCAUGCCCUAAUCCAGAACCUGAAGAAAGAAAAGUUUGACCUGCUGCUGGUGGACCCCAAUGAUAUGUGUGGGUUUGUGAUAGCUCAUCUUUUAGGGGUUAAAUAUGCUGUAUUUUCAACCGGCCUUUGGUAUCCUGCCGAAGUGGGAGCUCCAGCUCCAUUAGCUUAUGUUCCAGAGUUUAAUUCCCUCCUCACAGACCGCAUGAACUUGCUGCAAAGGAUGAAAAAUACCGGCGUUUACCUCAUUUCCAGAUUAGGGGUCAGCUUUCUCGUUCUUCCCAAAUAUGAAAGGAUAAUGCAGAAGCACAACCUGCUGCCCCAGAAGUCCAUGUAUGAUUUGGUUCAUGGGUCCAGCCUGUGGAUGCUGUGCACUGAUGUAGCCCUAGAGUUUCCAAGACCCACUCUGCCUAACGUGGUUUAUGUAGGAGGAAUCCUAACCAAACCGGCCAGCCCACUACCAGAAGAUCUCCAAAGGUGGGUUAAUGGUGCUAAUGAACAUGGCUUUGUCCUGGUGUCUUUUGGAGCCGGUGUGAAGUAUCUGUCAGAAGACAUUGCUGACAAAUUGGCAGGAGCUCUGGGGAGAUUGCCUCAAAAAGUGAUUUGGAGGUGAGUUUAAAAUGCACAUGGCUUCUCUGGAAAAAAGAAAAGAAAUCUUAUUUCUGAAAUAGUGAUAGUGUAAUACGUUCCUUUCUUUCUUAUUUCCUUAGGGCAUUCGAAUAUUAAAGCCUUCCUGAGCCAUGGUGGUCUGAACAGUAUUUUUGAAACUAUGUAUCAUGGUGUGCCUGUAGUGGGGAUCCCACUCUUUGGAGACCAUUAUGAUACAAUGACCAGGGUGCAGGCGAAAGGCAUGGGGAUAUUACUGGAAUGGAAGACGGUGACUGAAGGAGAGCUCUAUGACGCACUGGUGACAGUUAUCAAUAAUCCCAGCUACCGUCGGAGGGCUCAGAAGCUUUCAGAAAUUCACAAGGACCAACCUGGCCACCCCGUCAAUAGGACUAUCUAUUGGAUAGAUUACAUUCUCCGUCACAAUGGAGCCCACCACCUGCGUUCCACUGUCCACCAGAUCUCUUUCUGUCAGUAUUUCCUACUGGAUAUUGCCUUUGUGCUUUUGCUUGGUGCUGCCUUGUUUUACUUCCUCUUGUCCUGGGUGACAAAAUUUAUCUACAGAAAAAUCAAAAGUCUCUGGUCUAGAAAUAAGCAUAGCACAGUUAAUGGACAUUACCACAAUGGAAUCCCCAAUGGCAAGUACAAAAGAAACGGCCAUAUUAAACAUGAAAAGAAGGUGAAGUGA
Messenger RNA from Otolemur garnettii (small-eared galago), 1687 nucleotides. It is a transcript of the gene UGT8, whose product is annotated as UDP glycosyltransferase 8. The transcript has 6 exons. Lineage: Eukaryota; Metazoa; Chordata; Mammalia; Primates; Galagidae. The record is from RefSeq and is a predicted model, not a curated record. Gene Ontology annotation, molecular function: UDP-glycosyltransferase activity.